CGCUUUAUUAGCCCCUCAAGCUAUCAAAAACUCGGCGGAAGCACCUUCCUUUUAUCACUUUCCCUUCUGAGUCUCAGUUGCUGACCUUUUAAAUCCUUUGUAGAGGGUUUGUGAAGACGGCAGUGUCUAUACCAUUUCUGUUAUGCGUCGUCGUUCAUCUCCAUUACCCUACUUACCUUCAGAGGACAGCCAUCCACUGAUAGUAGCCACCAACCGUUCUCGCUUUCUCUUCAUCAGAAUCGAGCCAGAAGCUAAUUUCAGGUUGGAUUGCCCACCUCGACGUUUUUGUUUUUGUUUUCGUUGCCUAGCCUUUUGUCUUUGCAAAAUGCGUCCAUUUUUGCAAAUCCUGUGUGGCACUGCAUUUCUGAGUGCUGCGUUUUCCUUGCCGAUGGUGGAAGAGAGAAGCCUGGAAAAGCGAGAUUAUAUUGGGCUGUGGAAUGGAACAGGCCCAGUAGUCACUGACGUCAAGCAAGUGAAAAUACUCAACUGUUGGUUUGACGCAUGUACCCUUGCAGUCCUUAUCUCUUCACAAUACUGGGUAGAGAACAUGAUACGCUAUGGCAAUGGUGCACCCAUGGCCAAUGUAUCAUGGCCACAAGAUGGGACUGUCCAAGUUCAAGUUUGGAACCCCGACACCCUUGAGCCCGUUAUUGAGAUUGCUACGGUCGCCAAUAAAAGCCAGACAGAAGAUCAUCCGGACGGGAACUGGUGGCACGAUGCCCUCUCACAAGCAACCAAAUUGCUUGGGACUCAAGUUAGUUUCGCGGGUAUACUACCCAACGGAACCUACGACUCCACUGCUGGAUCAGCAACUAUCGGUCUCAAGAUCCUCACUGGUUAUGACACCGCGUCAAACUUGACGAGCGAGUAUGCAGAUGCUGAUGAGUUUUGGAACGAUUUGGCGCGCGCAAACGAAAACACGCCUGUCAUCUUCAAUACUGUUAGCUCUGCUGACCUUGGUAUCACCACACCUCAGCUGGGCGAUAGUCACGACUAUGCGGUGUUCAAUGGUACAGUGAAACAUGAUGGAUCAAAGACAAUUUGGGCAAGGAAUAGUUGGGGCUCAACGGACGAGUUCAAGUUGGAAGAUGUUUACAGCAAUACAUUUCAGAUAAUCCAUCUCAAAAACUGGGACAAGCUAGAAUGGACAUCGGAUUUAUGGAGUUCCAACUUCGCAGUUCCAAACGAAGGUUAAUAAAGAGGGAUAGUGGAGAAUAGAGUCGAUGAUCUUUGUCUUUUACAAUAUUCAUUAUAAGCUCAUGGUCCUUCCGAACUACAUUAUUGCGAUGAC
Cryptococcus deneoformans JEC21 is the source of this 1291-nucleotide messenger RNA. RefSeq lists its product as hypothetical. The transcript has 3 exons. Bases 143 to 1195 code for a protein of 350 amino acids. NCBI's taxonomy places the organism in Eukaryota, Fungi, Basidiomycota, Tremellomycetes, Tremellales, Cryptococcaceae. Gene Ontology annotation, molecular function: calcium-dependent cysteine-type endopeptidase activity. The record is from RefSeq and is a predicted model, not a curated record. Gene Ontology annotation, biological process: proteolysis.